AUGAAUAAUUUUGUGGCUUCAUCACUUCUCAACGAAUGCAUCAUUCUCAGCAAGUCGGCCAAAUAUGUUGUUGACGAAAAAAUCGGUCAAGGCGGUUACGGUGCCGUCUAUCGAGUACAUCCCGAACCAACGGACGGUAAAGAAUACGCAAUGAAAGUGGAGCAAAAACUUGAACGACGAGAACAUUCAAAACUUAAUAUGGAGAUGCAUAUAUUAAAAUUAAUGUCAUCGAACACCAGUGAAAAUAGUCAUUUUACGAAAAUUAUCGAUCGUGUGAAGAAGGAAAACUUUUUCAUGAUUGUUAUGACAUUAGUCGGUGACAGUCUUGCGGAUCUGAAGAGAGAACGUUCACCGCCUGUAUUCAGGUAUAUCCUUCCAACAACAACAUCUAUUUCUUUCUCCAUUAGAACUGGACUCGGAGUGUCCAUUCAG
Molecule: messenger RNA, 432 nt
Organism: Anisakis simplex (herring worm)
Lineage: Eukaryota; Metazoa; Nematoda; Chromadorea; Rhabditida; Anisakidae
Source: the annotation of a GenBank genome assembly